Cotesia congregata is the source of this 2292-nucleotide messenger RNA. The record is from the annotation of a GenBank genome assembly. Lineage: Eukaryota; Metazoa; Arthropoda; Insecta; Hymenoptera; Braconidae.
AUGGAGACGCUGUUGCCAGGACACACGACUAAUCAGUCGUACAGCCCGCAACUGAAGACAGUCUUGAAGACAUAUCAGCUGUCUGCAGUUAAAAGCCUGCAGGGACCGAGUUCCGCCCUACUGGGAAUGGACUGCAAGAAUUUGCUCCAAGAGCAGUUUCAUUUUUCGUCACUGAGGUGCUCGGACACUUGCGAGGCAAAUCCUGAUAAGGAUUCCUGCAAGGGGAAAGAGUUUAUCAGAGACCGGUUGGAUGUAGUCGAAAGAUUAGACCGCGAGGACUCGGAAGAUUCCCAGACAGAGAGGGUGAAGGUUGACAAGCGGGAGCUCGAGUUCCAGAUCCCGAUUCUGACAGCUCCGGACCAGAGUUGCUCGGAGCGCUGCGAGACCUUGCUGGAGAACGAGCGGAUUUCCUGCUUUGUGGUCGGAGGCGAGCGGAGACUCUGCUUGCCCCAGAUCCUCAACACCGUGCUCCAGGACUUCUCGCUCCAGCAGAUCAACCAGGUUUGCGAUGAGCUGCAGAUCUACUGCUCGAGGUGCACUCAUGACCAGCUGGAAGAAUUGAAGCUUUCAGGGAUUCUUCCCAGGAACGCGCCCUCCUGCGGAUUGAUCACUCAGACCGAUGCUGAGAGGUUGGUCAGCGCGCUGCUCCUUCGCACUGAGACCAGGGAGCUUCAUCCUGAAGAGGUGCUCCUAAAACAUCACCGGGAGGAUAAAGAACUUGGGCUGUGCAAGAAGGAGGAGCUUGAUGACUCGAUCGUCAGGUUUAAAGUGUACCACGAGUGCUUUGGCAAGUGCAAGGGGGUCUUUGAUGCUGAUCUCUUUGACUCUGAGGACUCCGCGUGCAUUGAAUGUCUCGAGUGCGGCGGACAGUUCUCGCCUCAGAGGUUUGUUAGACACGCUCAUCGGCCUCUCGAGAACAGAACUUGUCAUUGGGGGUUUGAUUCUACUAACUGGCGGUCUUAUUUACUCUUAUCUAGGGACCAGCCGCAUUAUAAUAAAGUUGUUAGUUUGUUUCGGAAUCUCAAGGAUAGAUAUCCUGUACCUAAUUACAGCAAGAGAAAAGCUCCGGAGAUAAGGCAUGAUAUUGAGAAAUUACCCAAACGUAUGAAGAAAGAAUUGAACCGCGAUGACUGCGGUAUAUAUGCCAGCAAUAAUGGAUUGAUGUAUCCAGUAUCAGCGACCGGUACCGACGGUGAUCCUUAUUUAAUGCAGUGGGCUGUUUUUGAAUUAGCUGCACGUGGUGCAUCGGCAUUUAGACCUUGGAAUGCUGCUGCUGCUGCUGCUUCAUGUAAACAUAGAGAUAAUUCACCACUGGUGCCUGCAUAUCUAAGCCGUGGUCCACCGGUGCUGCAACACCCAGAGCGGGUGGUCUCACUAUCAGAUUGCGAGCGCUUUGAACCCCAUUAUCAGCCGAACGUAGCCUUGGCACCAGUGCCAACGCCAUCGAUAACGCCAGUCCCGCCGUCAUUAUCAUCAGGCAUACCAGUACCUGUAGUCGCUCCUCGACGUCAUUACCACGACAAAAGGCAUCAUCACCGGUCGCUCAGCCCGGAUGAUAACAACAAACUAGACACCGUUGUUAUAAAGGUAGAAAAACCUUCGUCACCUGCACCUGAGCAAGACAUUGUUGAUAAUUAUCAAUCAUCGACACCAGAUCCCCACGAUAAUGACAACAACAAUCCUCUUGGUAAUGAUAAUAAUGAUAAUGAUAUCGACAAACAAGACAGUGUUAUUGUCAACGAUAUUAAUCACGAUAUCAGUCACACUAAUGACACUGCUGACACCGACAAGGCUGAAGAAAAAUCCAAAACGACUGACGAAGAAGAAAGCAGCGCCGUUACAUCAUCGACAGUCAACGUCGAGCCGACUGACUCUCUUUCUUCAGCAAGUCCUUCUUCAGCAUCUCCAGAAUUGUUUGACCCUUCGGCGCUCGUCGACUUGGAAGAACGACUCGUCACCUUAAAAGUUCCCCAGGAUGUGUUGACGCUCGCCAAAAAAGUCACCAACGAGUUUCGGCAGUUGUUGCUCCAACGCAACAAUGAUUUCCGCGAGAUUAAACGCCUGAAAGAUCAGUUGAAUAAUUUUAAUCAUAAUCAUAGUUGUAAUAAUAAUAGUAAUAAUUUAUUACCGAGUAAUGAUUGUAAUGAUAUUAAAGCUGAUAAUGAUACUAAUGUUGUUGUAGACAGUACUGAUACCGUUGAUGAUCCGAGUAAUGAAUUUGCUGAUAGUAAGGAGCCUGAAUCUGUUCUACCGAAAACUUUACCGACAGAUAAUCUUGUUGAGAAAGAUUAA